This is a messenger RNA of Coregonus sp. 'balchen', 1266 nucleotides long. NCBI's taxonomy places the organism in Eukaryota, Metazoa, Chordata, Actinopteri, Salmoniformes, Salmonidae. The record is from the annotation of a GenBank genome assembly.
AUGGGAAACCCUAACUCAUCCUCAAUGGGAAACCCUAACCUUCCUCGAUGGGACACCCUAAGCCGUAGCCCUUCCUCGAUGGGAAAACCGAACCCUUCCACAAUGGGAAACCCUAAUGUUCCUCUAUGGGACACCCAAACCUGUAACCAUUCCUCGAUGGGACACCCUAACCCUUCCUCGAUGGGAAACCGUAACCAUAACCCUUCUUCGAUGGGAAAUCCUAACCCAUCCUCGAUGGGAAACCCUAACCCUUCUUCGAUGGGAAAUCCUAACCCUUCUUCGAUGGGAAAUCCUAACCCAUCCUCGAUGGGAAACCCUUCCUUAAUGGGAAACCGUAACCAUAACCCUUCUUCGAUGGGAAACCCUAACCCUUCUUCGAUGGGAAAUCCUAACCCAUCCUCGAUGGGAAACCCUUCCUUAAUGGGAAACCAUAACCAUAAUCCUUCCUCGAUGGGACGCCCUAACCCGUAAUCCUUCCUCGAUGGGACGCCCUAACCCGUAACCCUUCCUCGUUGGGAAACGCUAACCCUUCCUCGAUGGGACACCCUAAGCCGUAGCCCUUCCUCAAUGGGAAAACCUAACCCUUCCACGAUAGGGAACCCUAAACCUUCCUCGAUGGGAAACCCUAACCCUUCCUCGAUAGGAAACCUUAACCCUUCCUCGAUGGGAAACCGUAACCAUAACCCUUCCUCGAUGGGAAACCCUAACCCUUCUUCGAUGGGAAACCUUAACCCAUCCUCGAUGGGAAACCCUAGUGUUCCUCUAUGGGACACCCUAACCCGUAACCCUUCCUCAAUGGGAAACCCUUCCUCGACGGGAAACCCUAAACCUUCCUCUAUGGGAAACCAUAACCCAUCCUCGAUGGGAAACCCUAAAUCUUCCUCAUUGGGAAAAACCCUAACCCUUCCUCGAUGGGACACCCUAACCCUUCCUCGAUGGGACACCCUUACCCGUAACCCUUCCUCGAUGGGACCCCGUAACCUUUCCUCGAUGGGAACCCGUAACCCUUCCUCGAUGGGAACCCGUAACCCUUCCUCAAUGGGAACCCGUAACCGUAACCUCCUGAUGGACCCACUCUCGAUGGGAACCAACCCCUCGAUGAAACCCGUAACCGUACCCUUGAUGGGAACCCUAACCCUUCCUCGAUGGGAACCCGUAACCUUUCCUCGAUGGGAACACGUAACCCUUCCUCGAUGGGAACCCAUAACCGUAAUCCUUUUUCGAUGGGACGCCCUAACCGUAACCUUCUCGAUGGGAAACCCGUAA